GAUUGGCAAACCAGAUCAACGGAGCGACAGUAACUCUUUGUGCUGAAGAUAGCGAGGUGCCACAGUGGUCUGUGGAAGACAAAUGUUUUGACCUUCAGGAACUGAGAGGUCUGACCUCUGGAAUUUACAUCCUUUAAAAGAAUAUUUUGAGGUCUAUUACAGGUUUAUUUCUGUCAAGUUUCGUGGAAUUUACUCAUUUUAUUAGCCAGACAGCCACGUCCUUCAUUCUCGGGCCUGGGAGCCAGUAGCUACUGUUUUGUCGCGGUGGAUUGAGAAAACAUUACUUACUGAGAGGUUUCCCCGGGAAUGGAUACUGGAGUUGUCACUGAAAAGAAAAGGGUGAGCUCGGAGCGCAGGAAGGAGAAGUCCAGGGAUGCAGCGCGGUGUCGCAGGGGCAAGGAGUCUGAGGUGUUUUACGAGCUAGCGCACCAGCUGCCCCUCCCGCACAAUGUCACCUCCCACCUGGACAAAGCCUCCAUCAUGAGGCUGACCAUCAGCUACCUGCGCAUGAGGAAGCUGCUUACCUCUGAUGAAAAAGAGGAAGAGUCUGAUUUGGAGAGUCAACUCAACAGCUUCUACUUGAAAGCCCUGGAGGGCUUCCUGAUGGUGCUCUCGGAGGAUGGAGACAUGGUCUACCUUUCCGAGAAUGUAAACAAGUGCAUGGGCCUAACACAGUUUGAUCUCACUGGUCACAGUGUUUUUGACUUUGCUCACCCUUGUGACCAUGAAGAACUGAGGGAGAUGCUGGUCCACAGGACGGGAUCAAAGAAAACCAAGGACCAGAACACAGAACGGAGCUUCUUCCUUCGGAUGAAGUGCACGCUCACCAGUAGAGGGCGCACUGUGAAUAUAAAGUCUGCCACAUGGAAGGUUCUGCACUGUACUGGGCAUGUGCGUGUUCAGGAGCACCACAAUGAGUCCAACGGGGACUGUGGUUUCAGGGAGCCCCCGAUUACCUACCUGGUGCUGAUCUGUGAGCCCAUCCCCCAUCCCUCUAACAUUGAGGUCCCAUUGGACAGCAAAACCUUCCUCAGCCGCCACACUCUGGACAUGAAGUUCUCCUACUGUGAUGAGAGGAUCACAGAGCUGAUGGGCUAUGAUCCCGACGACCUGCUGAACAGGUCUGUGUACGAAUUCUACCAUGCCCUGGAUUCAGACCACCUGACCAAGACACUCCACAACUUGUUUGCCAAGGGCCAGGCUACCACCGGACAGUAUCGCAUGCUGGCCAAAAAGGGAGGCUACGUGUGGGUAGAGACCCAAGCCACAGUCAUUUACAACCCAAAGAACUCUCAGCCUCAGUGCAUUGUAUGUGUCAACUAUGUGCUCAGUGGGAUAGUAGAGGGCGACUUGAUCCUCUCCCUGCAGCAGACGGCAAGUGAGCAGAAAGAUGUGGAGAAGGAAGAAGAGAAGAUAGAGGAACAGGAGGAGGUGGAAGAGAGCACAGAGGUGGACAUGAUGAAGAUCUUCACCAAGCAGGAGGAUCUGGGCUGUGCCACGGAGAGCUCAGAGACCCUGUACGAGCAGCUGAAGGAGGAGCCUGAGGCCCUCACCCUGCUGGCUCCAGCUGCAGGAGACACCAUCAUCUCCCUGGACUUCACCAGCUCAGAUUCGGACAUGCAGCUGCUUAAUGAUGUACCCCUAUACAACGAUGUCAUGCUGCCAGCCUCCAGUGAGAAGAUGCCCCUGGCUCUCUCUCCUCUGGCUCCCAGUGAGCCCACCCCAGCUCUAGCCAAAACAGAGCCUGCCACAGAGGACUUCCCAUUUUCCAAUGCCUCGCACCGUGCCCCGGACACUGUGGGCACCCCCUCCAGCACCGGUACUGGAGCCAGCUCCCCAGAGCCUAACAGCCCAUUGGAUUACGGCUUCCCGGUGGACACAGACAUUGGUUCCGAAUUUAAACUAGAUCUUGUGGAGAAGUUGUUUGCUAUUGACACAGAAGCGAAGAACCCAUUUACCACUCAGGACAUGGGAGAUCUGGAUCUGGAGAUGUUGGCUCCCUACAUCCCAAUGGAUGAUGACUUCCAGCUGCGCAUCCCCUCCCCACUGGACCCUCUUCCCUCAGCUCCACAAACAAUGUCUGACAUCAGCUCACUGUUCCAGCCCCUGCCCAGCCCUGCUGCCGUGACCUCCGACUCUGCCAGUCUGGUCAAACAGAAGUCCUCCUCCCGUCCUCCCUCACCUCUCCAUCUCCUGCAGGAGGUGCGCAGUGCACCUGUCUCGCCCUUUAGUGGGAGUGGGAGCGGGAGCUGCAGCCGUGACGCCUCCCCAGUCAGAUGUGCCACCCCACAAGGCGGCAGCCCUGUUUGUAACAGAAUGGAGAGAGAUCUCUCUCCAAAGAUGUUAGCCCUUCAGAAUGUCCAGCGCAAACGGAAACUGGAGGAAGUGACCUCUUUGUCUCAGGCUUUUGGGCUGGGUGCUUUACUUCAGAGUGUGGAUGAGGCUAUAGAACCAGGGAAGAGGGCCAAGGUCUUGGAGGUGAAAGGCUCCAGUGCACUCGGUGGAAGCAAGACUAUUCUCAUACUGCCUUCAGAGGUGGCCAGUCGUCUGCUGUCUAGCUCAUUGGAGUGUAGUGGUGGCCUCCCACAGCUCACACGCUAUGACUGCGAGGUCAACGCUCCUGUCCAGGACAGACACCCUCUGCUCCAGGGAGAUGAGCUACUACGUGCCCUGGACCAAGUCAUUUGAGUGGUGCUCUGUUUUGCAAUACUGGACACUGCAACCCCCCCUUACUCCCUCUCCCCACUCUCAAACCAAACCCACAUCCCACUUCAAUUGCACACCGACUUCUCCUGCCCCACCCUCUAUUUAUAUUUUCUAUGUCCUAUCAGACCUGCACCUUCCCCAGAUCUCAAUGGGCUUCCGUCCCACCAGCAAUGUGAGGGAGUAGUGCGUAGGAGCAGUAGCCUCGCUCCUGCUUGUGGAAAAUGAGGAGUAUUACAUUGAGGUUGUGUUCUUAGAGACCAAUGGCAAAAUUAAGAGCCUUAACUCGAAAGCGCACACUUCUCUAACGCAAUUAUCUCUGUCAUUUCAUCUCUCCCUUUUCCACCCUGGAUUCCACCCGUCGCCUUACAACCUCCCCUUGGCAUUUUUUUUUUUUUCCGCAGCAGUGUGUAUUGUUGCUACAGUCGCACAACAAUCUAUUUUCUUAAAGCAAAAUACCAGCAGUUCAUGCAAUAUACAAACCAUUUUUACAAAUAUGUACUUUUAAUGAAAGAUUGAACAAUUUAUUUUUCUCUGUUUUUUGUUUUCUGUCUCCUCCUAACUUUCAGAUUCAUUCAGUGACAGUUAUAUGAAAGGCUUAUUCACCAUAGACCGAGUGGUUUAAUAAUACUUUUCUCUCUCUGCUCAUGUUAUUUUCCCAUUUCUGUGGACAGACCCACGUAAAUAACCUGUAUCUCCGAAAGAAUGGCACAGGAGAAUGGUAACAGUACCAUUUGAAAGUAAAUAUCAGAGAAUGUGUUAAAGGGAACUUUAAAAAAAAAUCUGACAUGUUUUUGGCUUAAAGCAAAUGACCGUAUCAUGAUUUUUAUCUUGGAGAUGUUGAAACAGAUUUAUAGUUUAAUGAUGCGAUAGAUUUUAUAUUUAUAGCAGUCUUUUUUGUCUACUUCUCUUCAUAGUAGAUGCUUAGAUGCACAUCAGGCUUGGGCAGAAACAUAUAGCAGUUUAGUUUUUAAUGUCAUGGAUGUUAAAGUUGUUGUAGAACGAUAAUGCGAAGCUGAUGUAUCAAUUGUUCCAGUUUUACAAGUGUUUAAUGGCAUAUAACAUGAAUGCUCAAAUCAUGUCAAGAAAUAUUUGUUCCUCUCAUGCUUUCUUGUCAAUGUCACCCUUAUAUUGGUGCUGACAUUGAGCUGAAAAUAUUUUAUUGAAAGCCUUGUCUUUUAUUUUUCCUUUUUUUGCAUUAGGAGAGACAUUUACUUCUGUGAUUGUGUCACACAGUAAUCUUCUGUUCUUUCAUCUCUGCAGUCUGUACUCCUGUAUUCUCUUAACACUAAAUGUAUUGUUUAAUGCAUCAUCAGUAAAAGACAACUGUGGACCAGAUUA
Molecule: messenger RNA, 4044 nt
Organism: Chanos chanos (milkfish)
Lineage: Eukaryota; Metazoa; Chordata; Actinopteri; Gonorynchiformes; Chanidae
Gene: hif1ab
Product: hypoxia inducible factor 1 subunit alpha b
Exons: 15
Coding region: 307-2688 (793 amino acids)
Biological process (GO): cellular response to hypoxia; regulation of transcription by RNA polymerase II
Cellular component (GO): nucleus
Molecular function (GO): DNA-binding transcription factor activity, RNA polymerase II-specific; RNA polymerase II transcription regulatory region sequence-specific DNA binding; protein dimerization activity
Source: RefSeq, a predicted model, not a curated record